ACACCCAUGACCAGAGCUGUGUUGGCUGGCUGCUGCUAGCUGGCUGCCUGUCGGUCUGACAACUCGCUUACAUCGGGUCAGCACAAGGGGGUUAGCGGCGGUGGAGAAGAACGGCGACCCCAGCGCCGCUACGAAAUGGCGGGCCAACAGUUCCAAUAUGACGACAGCGGGAAUACGUUUUUCUAUUUCCUCACGUCCUUCGUUGGACUCAUUGUGAUCCCGGCCACAUACUACCUCUGGCCCCGGGAUCAGAAUGCUGAACAACUGCGUCUUAAGAGCUUGCGAAGGGUCCACGGGAGAUGCCUAUGGUACCGGCUGCGGCUGAUGAAGUCACAGCAGAGCAUCAUUCCAACACUUAAGAAAGCAGCUUUGUUAUUUGGGUGGGUUGUGUUUCUGUUGCUGGCCUACAAGGUGUCCAAGCUGGACAGGGAGUACCAGGAGUAUAAUCCAUAUGAAGUCCUCGGCCUGGACCCGGGCGCGUCUCCGUCCCAAAUCAAAAAGCAAUAUCAUUUGCUGUCACUCAAGUACCAUCCUGAUAAAGGAGGGGAUGAGGCGAUGUUCAUGAUGAUCGCCAAAGCCUAUGCUGCCCUGACCAAUGAACAGUCACGACAGAACUGGGAAUUGUACGGCAACCCAGACGGUCCUGGAGCCACCAGCUUUGGUAUUGCACUUCCUGCCUGGAUUGUUGACCAGAAGAACUCCAUGCUUGUGCUGCUUGUCUACGGAUUUGCCUUCAUGGUUAUACUGCCUGUUGUCGUGGGGACAUGGUGGUAUCGAUCCAUCAAAUACAGCGGAGACCAGAUCCUCAUCAACACCACUCAGCUCUUCAUGCACUUUAUGUACAAGACUCCCAACAUGAACAUGAAACGACUUGGGAUGGUGUUAACAGCAGCCUUUGAGUUUGACCCACGCAGCAAUAAAGAAGCCACAAUACGGCCUACAGACAACAUCGAGGUGCCACAGUUGAUCCGAGAGUUGGGAAACAUCAACGUCAAGAAGAAAGAGCCACCGUUUUGUUACCCCUACAGUUUAAAAGCCAGGGUUCUGGUUCUGUCUCACCUGGCCCGGAUGGAGGUGUCCGAGGAGUUGGAAGAAGAUCAGAGGUUUGUGGUGAGGAAGUGUCCAGCUCUCCUCCAGGAGAUGAUCAACGUGGGCUGCCAGCUCACAAUGAUGGCCAACAGCAGAGGAGGUUUUCACGCACCUCGUCUGGUGACAAUAGAGAACUGCAUGAAGUUGACCCAGAUGACAGUCCAGGGCCUGCAGGAGUCUAAAUCCCCGCUGCUGCAGCUGCCACAUUUUGAAGAGGACAAUCUCCGUUACUGCAUAUCCAAGAAGUACAAAGUCCGAAGUCUGCAGGAUCUGGUGAGCCUCAAAGACUCAGACAGGCGCAUCAUGCUGCGUUUCCUGGGAGAGGAGAAGUAUGAUGAGGUCAUGUCUGUGCUGGGCAGCUUCCCUCACAUCACCAUGGAAACCAAACUGCAGGUUCUGGAUGAUGAAGACAGCAAUAACAUCACGGCGGGCUCCAUCGUCACAGUCACCGUCACGUUAACCAGAAAACGCAUGGUGGAGGUGUUUGAAAAAGAGCAAGAGCAGCAGCUACAGUGUCCGGGAGGAGAGGAAGUCGCCAACGCGGAAGAAGGGCAAGGGGAUGCCAGUAAAGCCAAAGUGAAAGUGUGGCAGAACAAGAAUAAAGGGGCGAAGAAGACGGCAAAGUCCAAGAAGAAAAAGUUAACCAAGAAGAAGGCCUUGCCGGCGACGGUCAAGGCCAAGCAGGCCAACGGCAACGUGACAGGAAAUGAGGCUCCUGCUGCUGCUGCUGCUGCCGCCGCCGCCACCGCUGCUGCUGCCACCACGGCGGCAAAGGAAGAAGACGACGAGGCGUCGGACAAAAGCUGUGAGUCAGAUGAGGGAGAAGCCAACAAGGACUCGCCCAGCGAGAGGGACGAGGACAGCGACAAACAAAGUGACACGGAGGUGGAUGAGAUGGCUGGGGAUGAUGAAGAGGAGUGGGAAGCUUUGCAACAGAGUAUCCAGCGGAGAGAGCGCGCCCUGCUGGAGACCAAGUCCAAAGUGACCCAUCCCGUUUACAGCCUUUACUUCCCAGAGGAGAAGCAGGAGUGGUGGUGGCUCUACAUAGCUGACCGCAAAGAUCAGACCCUGGUCUCCAUGCCCUACCACGUCUGCACGCUAAAGGACACAGAGGAGGUGGAGCUCAAGUUCCCUGCCCCUUCCAAAACGGGGAACUACCAAUAUUCUGUCAUCCUGCGGUCCGACUCCUACAUGGGACUGGAUCAGAUCAAACCACUGAAGCUGGAGGUCCACGAGGCCAAGGCAAUGUUGGACAACCACCCUCAGUGGGACAUCCCCGACACGGAGGAAGAGGACGAGGAGCAGGAGGACAGCGACGGCAUAGAGGAGAGCGAGGACGACGACGAGGACAACGACUGAAUGCAAACACACAUAGUCACACCCCUCCCUCCCUCCCGCGUCAUGGACAGGCCACACCCACUCCCGUACCUGUGACAGCACUCGAAUAUCAACGAGUUUAUACACGCGUGAACUCCGACUGUUCAUUCCCCCCUUUUCUACCAAGACUGGCUCAUCUAGUCCCGCGAGAGCGUGUGGACCGGUUCUGUGAAUACCUAACCCAGACUUGAGUGUGCGUGUGACUGAGUGAGAGGUGUGUGUGUGCACAGCCAUGUGAUUGUAUGACGUGUGUUUGUAUUCUAGUGUUUGUACAGGGAUGGACACACUGGACUGGAGGACCUAUUUUCUGAGCUCUUUUCGAAUCGGGGAAGAAGACUAACAACAACAACAACAACAAAACAUGACCCAAUUCCUCGUGUUUUCCACACCAAUGAUACUUUCUAUUGUAAACGGCAGACGCGGGCUUUGGUCGCCACCAUUUUGGCGCUUAGUCACACCAGCCGAGUCACUUGAUAUCACUCUGAAGCCGGCCCUGGUCUGACACCCCAAAUAUAAGGAGGAGCCGGGCGACUAUUCACAGUGUUAGGAUUCUGUCUGUAUGAGCAUGGGUGAGUUUUCCAGGCUUUUAUGAGGCGCUGAUAUAUAAAUAUAUAAAUACACUAUA
Messenger RNA from Synchiropus splendidus (mandarinfish), 3091 nucleotides. It is a transcript of the gene sec63, whose product is annotated as SEC63 homolog, protein translocation regulator. The coding region runs from base 136 to 2448 and encodes 770 amino acids. Gene Ontology annotation, cellular component: Sec62/Sec63 complex. The transcript has 20 exons. Lineage: Eukaryota; Metazoa; Chordata; Actinopteri; Syngnathiformes; Callionymidae. Gene Ontology annotation, biological process: post-translational protein targeting to endoplasmic reticulum membrane; SRP-dependent cotranslational protein targeting to membrane. Gene Ontology annotation, molecular function: transmembrane protein transporter activity; RNA binding. The record is from RefSeq and is a predicted model, not a curated record.